This is a messenger RNA of Lucilia cuprina (Australian sheep blowfly), 1371 nucleotides long. RefSeq lists its product as uncharacterized. NCBI's taxonomy places the organism in Eukaryota, Metazoa, Arthropoda, Insecta, Diptera, Calliphoridae. The record is from RefSeq and is a predicted model, not a curated record. The transcript has a single exon. Bases 51 to 1280 code for a protein of 409 amino acids.
UUUUUUUCUAUUUUUAAUUGCAGAUAAUUAGGAUUUUUGGGGGUAAAAAUAUGUCAAUAGCAACAGCAACCAAACAACUAUCACAAGUCAUUCACAAUCCAAAUAGUGAACAACGUGCCAGGGCACUCACACACAACGAAGCACAAAAUAAUCGAAAAAAAUCAAUAGACCCAACAAUAGACAAAAGUCAAGUAGUGGAACACGUGACAAAUAAAGUAAUCAAAUCAAAACAAUUGCUAAGACAGACACCUGUUGCUACCAUAGAGGCGGAAGAGAAACCGAAAGAUAAAAAGGCCAAAUCACAAAGACAGGAAAUAGAGGAUAUAACAGUUAAAGAAUUAGAGAAUAACUACUCAAAUGAGCCAGGGCAGGACGAUGAGGGUAAAGACUAUCAAAUUUAUCAGGAUGGUAAAGUGAAUGACUUUUUCCAAACAGAAAUGUCGGAGAAACCCAAUAAGAUAUCAGAUAUUUGUUUGGUAAAUGAUCAUUAUAUUUUGGUUAAAAUGCCCCAGCAGGAAAAUACAAAAACGAAUAGUAAUUUAGCUGAAGCAGCAGCUCGUCGCAAGGAGUUUAGAGCCUUAAAGGAGCACAAUGAACAGAUUUUAAAACAAUGUGAAACUGAUAAUAAGAAAUUGUGUCGUUAUUUAAGACGCAAUCGAAAUUGUGUAACAAGAAUUGCUCCCAUUAAUGAGGAACCAGAAGACUUGAGCGAUAGCGAAAAUAAGCCUAUAAAAACAAAUUCCAAAUUAUAUUGUCUGAAAAUGCAAUCCUGUUGGCAAAACAACAAUGACCAGGAGUCAGAAACUUAUCACACGGAAACCAAAAUUAUUAAAACUAUUUCAAAUUCCUCCCCAGUAUCACCCUGCAAUCGGCAGAAAUGUUUAUCUAAACCUCUCACUCCUACAUGCCAUGAAAGUCAAAAUUCACAGAAUAUACAAACCAUAUCAGAAACUAUACUAAAGUCUUCCCUACAACAUCAGAUAUCUAUACAAAGUUAUGGUGCCCUUAAAGAUACCGAGAAAAGCAAUAAAUUGGAAAUGAUUAAUAGUCCACGUCGCAGAAAAUGUCCACGUUUUGAAAGUUUCUAUUGGCUAUUGCGACCCUUUCGUGGUAAAUAUCGCAAAUCCAAACCGAAAAUACAGGCUGUUGUGUAUAAAACAUAUUUUGUUAAAUGGACCAAACCGCCCGAUACUCUAAAUCAUGGUUAUGGCGUGAAAUCGUCCAAGUCUUCGGAUAUCGAAGUGUCUGUUUUAAGACGCUGUCGCUCAGCUAUAUUUUGAUGUCAUAACUAAUAGAUCUUAUUUUAUAUACGCACAUGUAUUCUUACGAAACGUAAGAGUAAAUAUUUUUUUAAUAAAUCUCAGUAAUUAA